Molecule: messenger RNA, 360 nt
Organism: Dama dama (fallow deer)
Lineage: Eukaryota; Metazoa; Chordata; Mammalia; Artiodactyla; Cervidae
Exons: 3
Coding region: 151-342 (63 amino acids)
Source: RefSeq, a predicted model, not a curated record
UGCUCCGUCCCCAGCGCGGGCCCAUCUGGAGCGGCGGCGGCGCGGGGUGCGGCCUCGGGGGCUGCGAGCGGCGGCCGGCGGGCAGGAGCGUGUUCAGAGAGGAUCCAGGAAAGAUAAGGGCAGGGGCAGGUACACUGAUGCUGAAGUACUAUGAGCUUUCACAACUUCUGGAAAGACUACAAAGUUCUGGUGGUUAUGGUACCUCUGAUUGGAUUCAUACAUUUGGGGUGGCAGAGGAUCAAAAGCAGCCCUGUUUUCCAAAUUCCUAGUAAGGACAACCUCUCUGAACCAGACACUCUGGCAAUUACAAGUCCUAAGAAGAACCACCUCCCAGGGAAGUAGCAGGCUUACAAGUUUCAG